CUCGACUCGCGCCACAGCGGCAACCUCCGGGCCCCGCGCCGCCACCGGAGCCCAUGGCCGGGACGCGCUGGGUGCUAGGGGCGUUGCUCCGGGGCUGCGGCUGCAACUGCAGCAGCUGUCGGCGUACCGGCGCCGCCUGCCUGCCCUUCUACUCGGCCGCCGGCACCUUCCCGUCGGGCGUCUCUGGUCGCCGCCGCCUGCUGCUGCUCCUCGGGGCCGCCGCGGCCGCCGCUUCCCAGACGCGGGGCCUGCAGCUCGGGUCCCCGGCCGCCGGGAGGCUGGCGGGUCCCAUUCCGGCCCGGCCCUCCGCCGCCGCGGCCGCAGCCGCGUCCUACUCGGCCCCGCGCGCCCCGCUGCUGCCGCGAUCGCUGGCCGCCGCCGCCGCGGCCCCGGCGCGAGGUUACUGCCAGGAGUCCAAAACUACCUACCUGGAAGACCUCCCACCGCUCCCUGAGUACGAACUGGGCCGGUCCAAGUUAGGAGAGGAGGUGGAUGAUGUUUAUCUCAUCCGAGCUCAGGGACUGCCUUGGUCCUGCACUGUGGAAGAUGUGCUUAACUUUUUCUCAGACUGCAGAAUCCGAAACAGUGAAAAUGGAAUACAUUUCCUCUUAAAUAGAGAUGGGAAACGGAGGGGCGAUGCCUUAAUUGAGAUGGAGUCCGAGCAGGAUGUUCAGAAGGCCUUAGAGAAGCACCGCAUGUACAUGGGGCAGCGGUAUGUGGAAGUGUAUGAGAUAAACAAUGAAGAUGUGGAUGCCUUAAUGAAGAGCCUACAGGUCAAGUCUUCGCCUGUGGUCAAUGACGGCGUGGUGCGUCUGAGGGGACUUCCUUACAGCUGCAAUGAAAAGGACAUUGUAGACUUCUUUGCAGGACUGAACAUAGUAGACAUCACUUUUGUGAUGGACUACAGAGGGAGAAGAAAAACAGGGGAAGCCUACGUACAGUUCGAAGAACCGGAAAUGGCCAACCAAGCGCUUUUAAAGCAUAGGGAAGAAAUUGGCAACCGGUACAUAGAAAUAUUCCCAAGCAGAAGGAAUGAAGUCCGGACACAUGUGGGAUCUCAUAAGGGAAAGAAAAUGGUGCCUUCUCCUGCUAAAUAUAUAACUGAGCCAGAAGUGGUAUUUGAGGAGCAUGAAGUCAAUGAGGAGACUCGGCCUAUGACAGCUUUUGAGAAUGAUAAAGAGCUAGACUUGCCUAAAGAGAUGUCAGAAAAACUGCCAGAGGCUGUUGAUUUUGGAACUUCGCCUUCCCUGCAUUUUGUCCACAUGCGAGGAUUGCCUUUCCAAGCCAAUGCCCAAGACAUUAUAAAUUUCUUCGCCCCGCUGAAGCCCGUGAGAAUCACCAUGGAGUAUAGCUCUAGUGGGAAGGCCACCGGAGAAGCUGACGUGCACUUUGAUACCCAUGAGGACGCUGUUGCAGCUAUGCUCAAGGACCGGUCCCAUGUUCGUGAGUGUCGCCUGCCGCUUUCCUGCCGCACUGCUUUGGUUUUGCAUUUGGGAAAUUGCGUUGUUUCAGUACUACUAACUUGAAUGUAAAAAGUCAAA
This is a messenger RNA of Acomys russatus (golden spiny mouse), 1541 nucleotides long. It is a transcript of the gene Grsf1, whose product is annotated as G-rich RNA sequence binding factor 1. Bases 54 to 1526 code for a protein of 490 amino acids. NCBI's taxonomy places the organism in Eukaryota, Metazoa, Chordata, Mammalia, Rodentia, Muridae. Gene Ontology annotation, biological process: regulation of RNA splicing. The transcript is spliced from 8 exons. Gene Ontology annotation, cellular component: nucleoplasm; ribonucleoprotein complex. Gene Ontology annotation, molecular function: RNA binding. The record is from RefSeq and is a predicted model, not a curated record.